AAUAAAUAUAAAACUUUAUUUUUAGAGUCACAACUUUAUAAAAUAGUUAAAGACGAUAAAUGGUAGAAAACAAUGGCCAACGUUUACUUAUAAGGAAAUAAUAAAUAUUUAAACUAAGCGAUUGCGAAGUCAUUUAAUUAAUGUAAAUAAUCCUUAAGGCCUUGUCUUGUUUGAGAAAACUCCCAAGAAAUUUCCAUGCAAGCAGAAGCUUUAAAGAACAUCCAGUGGCCGUGUUGAAGGAAGCACCAUGGAUCAUAUAAAAAAACAAAUAAAAGAAACACACCCGAUUCUUAAGGCAAACGUUGUUUCUUUGAUUACAUUUUUUUACACAGUAAAGUUGUUCAGGAAGGGUGCUAAACGUGAGUUGGAGGAGGAAGACUUAUACGAGGUUUUACCCAAGUACAAAUCUGAUAGAUUAGGAGAUGAGUUUGAAAGAGAAUGGGAAAAACAAAAAUCAAAACGGGACAGAAACUCAAUUUUGCGACUAUUAUGGGCUUGCUAUGGGAAAGAAAUUUUUUUCUUGGGGGUGUCACAGUUGGCAGUUAAAACACUGAUGAUAUUCAUUCAACCUCAUGCCUUGAGUAAAAUAAUCAGUUAUUUUAACCCAAACCAAACUGAAAUGACCAAAAACGAUCUAUAUUUUUACGCUGGCCUUUUAGUUGUUUCCAAUAUAUUCGACUGCAUUUACUCCCACAAUUACCAUCUAGCCGUCACCACACUUGGUGUUCGGAUUCGAACAGCAUUUUGCUCUUUUAUCUACCGAAAAGCCCUAAAACUGAGUCCUUCCAGACUCGGAGACAUAUCAGUCGGAAAAAUCAUCAACCUUAUCACCAAAGAUGUUCACGCUUUAGAACGAUUUUCGUAUUUGGCCAACGACCUGUGGAUUGCAAUUCUCAAAACAAUCAUAGUUUCGUUCAUCAUUUACAGGAAACUUUAUUUGGCUACUUUUGCAGGAGUUGGAUUUUUCCUAAUCAUAUUGCCCAUACAAAUUUAUAUGGGGACAUGGGCAGCCAAAUUACGCAUGAAAAUGUGCAAAAAAGUCGACGAGCGAUUGCAAGCAACUCAAGAAACUCUAUCAGCAAUUAAGAUUAUUAAAAUGUACACUUGGGAGAAGUUUUUUACUAAUAAGGUCAUCGAAACCAGAAUUAAAGAAAUAAGGAGUAUGCACCUAAUUUUUUACCUGAAGUUUUUUUUGUUACAAAUUGGUGUUUUGAACGGAAACAUUGCUUUUUACCUUCUCAUUAUGACUUAUAAAUGGUUGGGAAAUCACAUAACUGCUGAAAUAGUCUACUUUAUUGAUAGCUUGUUCCACAUUUUGACACACACAUUAGGAAUACGUUUCCCAUCUGCUAUUUCACAAAUAGCAGAAACUACAGCUUCUGUUAAAAGAAUUGGAAACGUGCUGAAAGCACUGGAGUUGCAAGAAGCUUCAGACGAAAAUAAUCUAAUCAUCAAGCCUAAAAUCACUUUAAAAAAUCUUGAUGUUAUCUUCAAGGACACACAUAUUCUUCAUUCCAUCGAUCUAGACAUCGAUUUAGGAGUCACUCUAAUAACAGGACCUGUUGGAAGUGGCAAAAGCUUUCUCCUGAAAACUAUUCUAAGGGAAUACGAACCUACCAAUGGUAGUGUAGUGACCCAAGGACGCAUUUCUUACGCUUCUCAAGACCCUUGGCUUUUUCCGUCUUCAAUCAAACAAAAUAUUUUAUUUGGGGAAAAAUACGACGAAGCUAGAUACCAAGAAGUGUUGAAAGUUUGUGCUUUGAUUUACGACUUUGAGUUGUUGGUAGACGGCGAUAAUACCAUUGUUGAAGAUCGUGGUAACAACUUGAGCAAAGGACAACAAGCCCGAGUCAAUUUAGCUCGUGCUGUCUACCGAGAAAGUGAAAUUUACCUCCUCGAUGACUGUUUAUCAGCUCUUGAUAGUCAAGUCAGCGACUAUAUUUUCAAAGAAUGUAUUUUAAAAUUCCUCCAGAACAAAUUAGUUGUGUUUGUUAGCCAUAAUGUGAGUCAUCUGAAAGAAGUCGAUAAUGUUAUAGUGAUGCGACAUGGAGCUAUCCUGUCUCAUGCCAAAUCCACCGAAAUUUCAGAAAAAGAAAUUUUGGAAGAAAUCUGCGAGGAAGAUGAAAAAGAAUUGUGCGAGGAUGAUAAUGAAGACGAAUCAAAUGAAGAAAGUAAAUUAAUAACUGAGACGACAAGAGAACGAAAAGUGUAUCAAGAAGUUAAAAAGAAAGGUGCCGUUGAUUUAGAAGUUUACAAGAAAUAUCUGCAUUAUGGAGGAGGCAUUUUUGCUUUCCUUCUUGUUAUUGCUAUUUAUGGCAUUUCGCAAUUUGUUCAAAGUUAUUCCGACAAAUUAGUCAGUAAAUGGGUCAACAUUGAGCAAAAAUUAGCCAAUUUCACCCUCUACAACAUUACUAACACCACUAAUGAAACUGAAGAAGAAACAAUAGAAAAACGCGACUACAUUGUAAAAAUGUUCACAGCAAUGAUCAUUUUAAGCACAGUUUUUAAUCUGAGCCGAUCCUUUGGAUUCUACAGUGUGAUCAAAAAAGCUUCACUAAAUUUGCAUAAACACAUGAUCACGCAUAUGGUCAAUGCCACAAUGUCUUUUUUUGAUACCAAUUUCAUUGGUAACAUUUUAAACAGAUUUUCGAAAGAUUUGACAAUCAUAGACGAACACCUUCCUUUCAUUUACCACCAAGUUUUUAGGACUUUUUUUGUAAUUACUGGAAUAAUGACACUUAUAGCAACAGUUAACACAUUUUUCCUUAUCCCAACUUUUUUCUUCUUCGGAUUAUUGAUGGUGAUUCGUGCAUAUUACCUUCGCACAGCCCGAAGCUUAAAAAGAUUGGAUGCUACAACUAGAAGUCCCGUGGUUGGUCAUCUCAAUGCAACCCUUGAAGGUCUAACAACAAUCAGAGCUUUCAAAGCUGAAGAAAUCCUAAGACAUGAGUAUGACCGUCACCAAGAUUUGUACACUUCAGCGUCUUAUAUCUCUUAUUCCUCCAUGAGAGCUUACGCCUUUUUCUUGGACAUCCUAUGUGUUAUUUUUAUUGCGUCAAUAAUUUCAAAAUUUAUUUUUUUCGACGAUGAUAUACUAGCCGGUGAUGUUGGCCUGGCUAUAUCCCAAGCUUUGAGAAUGACCGGAACUCUGCAGUGGGGAGUAAGGAUUUGGUCCGAAAUGGAAAACUCAAUGACUUCAGUUGAACGAGUCCUGGAAUAUACUGAAGUCAAACAGGAAACUAAACAAGGACAAGUCCUAGAAAACUGGCCUGAAAGUGGAGAAGUGAAAUACGAGAAAGUUUACUUGUCUUAUAACAACACGGACGAAUAUGUCCUGAAAAACGUGAAUUUUACAGCAAACCCACAGGAAAAAAUUGGAAUUGUUGGACGAACUGGUGCUGGAAAAUCCUCGAUAAUAUCAACACUUUUCCGGUUGUACGAAGUCGACGGGAAAAUCACAAUCGACGGUGUUGAUACAAAAACCCUAGCUUUGGACUUCUUGAGGAAACAUGUUUCUAUUAUUCCGCAAGAUCCCGUCCUGUUUUCGGGAACAAUUCGCGAAAAUAUCGAUCCUGAAGGAAUUUACUCAGAUGAAGAUAUUUGGAAGGCGAUUGAAACGGCGCAUUUGAAGAAACUUGUUCCAAGUUUAGAUUACGAAAUCGCUGAAAAUAGUUCGAACUUUAGUGUUGGCCAAAGACAGUUGGUUUGUUUAGCUAGAGCACUCGUUCGAAAUAAUAAAAUUAUCGUAUUGGACGAAGCAACAGCUAACAUGGAUCCUGAAACUGAUGCUUUGAUACAUCAAACCAUACAUGAGAACUUUUCUUCUUGUACUGUUUUUACAAUAGCGCACAAGAUUCACUCGAUACUGAAUUCUGACAAAAUUAUUGUCAUGGAUAAAGGGGAGAUUAUUGAAUACGAUGAUCCACUAAGUUUGAUGCAAAAUACGGAAGGCGUUUUUUACAAAUUGGUGAAAAAGUCUGGAUUAUUACCCUCAAAUUUAUCGUAAUAUUAUUAUCUACUGAUAUUUAUCAAUUACGGUGCGUUACGGAAGUCAAAUACGAAUUUUCACAAACUGUCAUUUUAGAAGUAACAGAAAUAAGAGCAAAGCACCAAAAAAGAUAUAUGCAUGUGUAUUGUAAAAAUGUUUCAUUGUUAUCUAAGUUUAAAUAAAGUGUUUUUUUAUCA
Molecule: messenger RNA, 4185 nt
Organism: Tribolium madens (black flour beetle)
Lineage: Eukaryota; Metazoa; Arthropoda; Insecta; Coleoptera; Tenebrionidae
Product: probable multidrug resistance-associated protein lethal(2)03659
Exons: 9
Coding region: 248-4006 (1252 amino acids)
Biological process (GO): transmembrane transport
Cellular component (GO): membrane
Molecular function (GO): ATP hydrolysis activity; ATP binding; ABC-type transporter activity
Source: RefSeq, a predicted model, not a curated record